GGCAGGAAGCGGGAGGGUGGCCGCAGGUCCUCGCGAGGCCGAUUUCCUCCCGGGCGGCCCUGGGCGAUCCCUGGACUCGCAGACCCGCCUCGGUCGAGCACGAUCUCUCCCCCCAGCCCGCGUGGCUAAACCCACCCACUUACUUCCUUCGACUGCGUGCACACACACACACACACACACACACACUCACACACACACACACACAGAGUUGCCAAAAAUUUCCAACCUCCGCCCCCCUCCCGAGCUGACUUCCUUCCAGCGCUUCCUGAGCUGGACGAUUCUGGGAUUUGUAAGACAGGAAAAAAAAGGGACGGCGCGAGGGCGAGCGAGGGGGACGGGAUGCUCGCUGGUCGCGGUCCCCCAGCGGUCUGAAGGCAGAGCGCGGGCCUAGGGCGGAGCAGGAGCACACUCACAGCCCCGGGGCGGUCCCCUCGCCGCCGCGCCCCGGCCCCUGCUCCUCGCAAGGCUCAGAGAAGAGCGGGGAGACACCCCGGGAGUCCGAGUAGGGAGGUGACACCCGCUCGGGGCGGUGCACGGCCCGAUCUGCGCGCCCAUGCCGACCCGCGGCGCCGCUCUGCCCCGGUGACCCGACCCCGAAACCCUCGUCAGCGGUGUGGAGCAGAGAGUGGAGACGGAGGGGCAGCCUCUGUGGGACUAACUCAUGAAGAACAAGGGUGCCAAGCAGAAGCUGAAACGAAAGGGAGCCGCCAGUGCGUUUGGAUGUGACCUGACAGAGUAUCUGGAAAGCUCGGGACAGGAUGUUCCACAUGUGCUGAAGAGCUGUGCCGAAUUUAUAGAGACUCACGGCAUUGUGGAUGGGAUCUACCGUCUCUCAGGCGUCACCUCGAACAUCCAGCGGCUAAGGCAAGAGUUCGGCUCAGAUCAAUGUCCAGAUCUGACAAGGGAAGUGUACCUCCAAGACAUCCACUGUGUGGGCUCCCUGUGCAAGCUCUACUUCAGGGAGCUGCCCAACCCCCUCCUGACCUACGAGCUCUAUGAGAAAUUCACGGAAGCAGUAUCGCAUUGCCCGGAAGAAGGCCAGCUGGCCCGAAUUCAGAAUAUUAUCCAGGAGCUGCCCCCACCCCAUUAUAGGACCUUGGAAUACCUGAUUCGACACCUGGCCCACAUCGCUUCAUUCAGCAGCAAGACCAACAUGCACGCCAGGAACCUGGCCCUGGUGUGGGCCCCGAAUCUCCUCAGGUGUAAAAAAAUCGAAGCCACUAUAUACAAUGGAGAUGCAGCCUUUCUGGCAGUCCGGGUCCAGCAGGUGGUGAUUGAAUUCAUACUGAACCAUGCCGAUCAAAUCUUCAACAGUGGUGCUCCAGGGCCUCUGCAGCAGGAUGAAGGCCGUAUCAUCACAAAGAGCAUGACCUUGCCAGCCCUGUCCCUGCCCAUGAAGUUAGUAAGCCUGGAGGAGGCUCAGGCCCGAAGCCUGGCAACAAACCACCCUGCUCGAAAGGAAAGACGAGAGAAUAGCCUGCCUGAGAUUGUCCCUCCCAUGGGCACCCUCUUCCACACAGUUCUUGACUUACCAGACAACAAGAGAAAGCUUUCCAGUAAAUCAAAGAAGUGGAAAUCAAUAUUUAAUCUGGGGCGUUCUGGAUCGGACUCGAAAUCCAAGCUGAGCAGAAAUGGGAGUGUGUUCGUGAGGGGGCAGAGGCUCUCAGUGGAAAAGGCUACUAUCCGACCAGCUAAAAGCAUGGACUCGCUGUGUUCAGUGCCUGUGGAAGGGAAAGAAAGCAAAGGAAAUUUCAAUCGAACAGUCACCACUGGUGGAUUUUUCAUUCCAGCCACAAAAAUGCACACGAGCAGCGCCGGCAGCUCCUGUGAUCUCAGCAAGGAGAGUGAAUGGGGUCAGGAGGGGAUGCCGGCUGGGGCUGAGGGGGGCUGCGAGGUGAGCGGUCAGAUCCGGCCCCUGCCUGAACAGCUCAAAGUGUUCCGCCCCAUCGGGGAUCCUGAGAGCGAGCAGUGUGCCCCGAAGCUUCUGGGGAUGUUCUACACCUCCAGCGACAGUCCUGGCAAAUCUGUCUUCACCAGCAGCUUGUUCCAGAUGGAGCCCUCACCGCGCCACCAGCGAAAGGCGCUCAACAUCUCCGAGCCCUUUGCAGUGUCGGUGCCGCUCCGCGUGUCGGCGGUCAUCAGCACCAACAGCACCCCGUGCAGAACACCCCCCAAAGAGCUGCAGUCUCUCUCCAGCCUAGAAGAGUUCUCUUUCCAAGGUUCAGAAAGCGGGGGAUGGCCAGAAGAGGAGAAGCCCCUGGGCGUUGAGUCCUUUCCAGCUUCUGUGGCUAAGAAGGCAGCUCCCGAGGACUCCAUGCCAGAACCUGAAGGCCUGGGGACAGCAGAAUGUAGCCAAGGCCCUCCCCUGGACCCAGGUACCCAAGUGGAGAAGAAAACUUUGGAAAUAUCCCUGGGCGGUCAACUUUCAAGGGAACCAGAGAAGAGGCCAAAUGCAGAGAAGGUGGCAGAGGAGAGCCAGGGGGCUGAGCAGCUGAAGACAACCGCUCCACAAGAGAGCCUCAGGGCCAGGGCGGAAGCAGCGCUUCUCCAUGAGAUGGAUGAAGAUGACCUAGCUCACACCCUGAUCUGGCCUGAGAUUCAACAGGAACUGAAAAUUAUUGAAUCAGAGGAGGAACUCUCGUCAUUGCCACCCCCUGCUCAGAAGACAAGCCCAAUUACUGAGUCAGGUCCAGCCCCAUUUCCCUUCCCAGAGGCCUCUGGGAGCUUGCCCUGCAGUUCCACACCUCUGGAAGCGUGGACUAGGGACUCAGCCAAUCCAAGCACGCAGGAGGCUGCUAUCCUUGCCAAUAGAGAGAAGCUGGAGCCGGUCUGCAGCCUCCCUGAGUCUGAGUCUAAGCAGGAACUCAGCCCAGACCCGGCCAGUCUAGCACCUCUGCAAAUACUUCUGUUGGAGAAGAUGUCUUCUCCAGCUAGGGUAGAGACGGGAGGCCCAAGAAAUCUCUCUCCACCACUUCCUCCUGCUCCUCCGCCUCCAACUCCCCUGGAGGAGGAGCCUCAAGUCUUGCUGUCAAAGGAAGGCCUUGACAGAGAAGAUGCAUCCACCAAUUCCAAGACAGAUUCUGACGCAGAGCAGCCAAAUUCCAUUUUCAACCCUGGCGUCCCUAGCCCCCAUCAGAGAGAGGAGGCCAUUGCAAGUCCCAGCAAGAAGCAAAAUGCAAAGUCAGCAGCUCCUGAGAGCAAAGGCCCUGAUCUCCCAAGCCCAGCAAAGGAGGUUGAAGUCACCCCACAAGAAGAGGGGGACGCCCCCCAUGCAGCACAAGAGCCUUCAGACUGUGACGAAGAUGACACUGUGACAGACACUGCUCAGCAUGGCCUGGAGAUGGUAGAGCCCUGGGAGGAGCCCCAGUGGGUGACCAGUCCCCUUCAUUCCCCCACCCUGAAAGAAGUGCAGGGGUCCCAGGUGCAGUGCCCCCAGGGCCACCGAUUGGAGAGGAGACUUUGCCACAGGCCCAGCCUUCGCCAGAGCCAUUCUCUGGAUAGCAAAACCACUGGUAAGAGCCACUGGACUCUCGAGGUUCCCUUCUCCAGCAGCUGUGCUAAUCUUGAAACAGAGAGGAAUUAUGAGCCUCUGCAGCCCCCCACAGCCAGAAACAAGAGUGCUGGAUGGGAGGAAAGGGCCCUGAAAGCCUUCAGAGAGUUCUCUGGCCUGAAAGGGUUAGAGGCUCUUCCCAGCCAGAAGGAACCAUCUGGUAUACCACCCAAAGCAGUAGAAACCAACUUCAUCAGUCUGGCAGAAGGAAAGGAGCAGGGACCACAGCUGGAACUCAGCAACCCUCAGAUGAAACACAGUGAUAUCCCUGGGCCAGAAAGCAGUGUGGAGAGUUCACCUAGGGCUAAAGACAGCACCUCACCCGGGGAACACACCCUAAAGUCACAGCCUAAGAGCACGGAGUGUGGACCCUCAAAAGGGAAACACAGGCCUUCUUCCCUCAACUUGGACUCUGCCACGCCCAUCACUGACCUCUUCCGACUUGAGAAUGGGGCUUCAUUUAGUUCACCUGGAAUAGAGCUCUCUGAACUAGGAGACACGAAGGUCACCUGGAUGACCUCCUCUCACUGUAAAGUAGCCCCCGGAAGCUCCCAGGACACCCAGGACCUGGACAUUGUUGCCCAUGCUCUGACAGGCCGCCGGAACUCAGCUCCCGUGAGUGUGUCAGCUGUGAGAACGUCCUUCAUGGUCAAAAUGUGUCAGGCCAAGGCUGUCCCUGUCAUCCCACCCAAGAUUCAGUAUACACAGAUCCCACAGCCCCUGCCCUCUCAGAGUACAGGGGAAGGUGGGACUCAGUCUCCAGAGAGCAACCGUGAACCUGGUUCAACCACGGAGAGCCCUCAGAAACCCACCAAAGAUGAUCCUCCCUCUUCCCUGGAAAGCCCAGAGGAAGAGCAACCAAAGCAAGAGUCAGGAGCCUUUGCAUCCCAGAGGAAGGGCAGCACCGCAUCCUGCACGUGUGAGGGGUCCCUCUGCUCUCUGGAACCAGGAGUAUCCAAUCUGCUCUCCACACAGGAGGAUGCAAUGGUGCCAUGCAGAAAGCGCACAUCAGAGACAGAGCCAUCAGGAGACAACUUCCUUUCUUCAAAACUGGAGCGAGCAUCUGGGGGUUCUAAACCUUUCCACAGGUCAAGGCCAGGAAGACCUCAGAGCCUAAUCUUAUUCCCCAUCAUGGACCACCUACCCUCCUCAUCCACAGUGAUAGAUUCCAAGGUCCUGCUGUCCCCUAUCAGAAGCCCCACUCAGACAGUUUCCCCUGGCCUCCUCUGUGGGGAUUUGGCAGAAAACACAUGGGUCACACCAGAAGGGGUUACGCUUAGGAAUAAAAUGACCAUCCCCAAGAACGGCCAAAGACUAGAGACUUCAACAAGCUGUUUUUACCAGCCCCAGCGGAGAUCCGUGAUUCUGGAUGGAAGAAGUGGGAGGCAAAUAGAAUGAAACCAGUUGACCUGCUGGUGUCCGCAAAAAGUCAGGUUCAUCUGGAAGUUAUUAUAGGGCCAACUGGCCAUUUUCCAGGCACACGUUAUCUAAAUUGGGGCUUAUUUCAGCCUCUGACCACCCCUUCUCCCCCACUUCCCCGCCUCUCUCUUUGUCUUUGACCAUGCAUGAGUCCAUUUGCCAGAAGAGUGGUCAAGACAAGGACCAAACAGUGAGAUUUAAGUAAGUCCGCAGGAGCAAGUUGGGAAGGUUAGGCAAGGGAAGAGAAUGGAAUGCUUGCCUCCAAUGGAAAUUGGGGCCCAUCUGUAAGACACAUAAUUCCUCCGUUACCAUUAUCUAUUACUGUCAAGAACUGGCUGUGUUAGUAUCCCUUGAAAGAAAGAAGGAAAAAUCCUUUGCCUGAGUCAGAAAAAAUCUUCCUGUUUUGAUGGAAGGCUUCUUCGUGCUUUUUGUUAUGCUCUGUAUAGCAUGUGUUCUUUUAGACCAGUUUUCUAAUAAGCUCUGUAAAAGUGUAUUACCCCCAAAUAGAAGCAGAUCUGAAAAUGCAAACUAACCUGCACCUAAGAUAUCCAGGUGGGGGAACUUCCUUGUGUUCUUUCCCUGGGGUUGCUGCAAACCUGUCCGAGGUGAUCCAUGAACCACGUAGAAAAUCAGAAUCAGUACUCAAGAGCAAAGCUCCAGAUAGGCACCAUCCACGAACCCUUCCUAUUGCUGACUUCGUUGUGACUCCACCUGCCACUGUGCUGAGCUCUGAUUAACAAAUCCAUCAGCUAGGCACACUAAGGGCUGUGCUAGGACUGGGAAAUCAUAUAGGUAUGCAGGAGUGACGUGUUGUGCUUCCUUAAUAGUACCAGAAUCCAAGUGCCACAUGUCCUACAGAAAAGGCGCACAGAAAGGUACUUCAUUAUAGACCUGAUGUGUUUAAGUUGGCCGGGCAUUAGGGAGAAACAUUCCAGCUCAGCUUCACUCUCCAUCACUAGGCUGUCUGGGCCUAGCAGGACAGGAGAAGAGGCAAUGAGGAGCCCCAGCAGAGUUGCUGUCACUGUCAUUCGCUGUCCUCAAAGAGGCACUGCCUUUAGCCAAUGGCUCCUUUCCUUUCUCCUUCUCUCACCAUUGCUCAAGGGCAGAUUUGAGAAACUCUGUGUCUUAAUCCCCCCUGUCCAUCUAAGCCCUCAGACUUGCUCUUUGACACUGUCUAGACACAAGCAGAUGCAACAGACCAAUGUGUUCCAUUAUCCCUGCUGGAAGAUUUCUGGUGCUUCCCUUCAAAGACUUAACGGGGCACUUCAGAAUCCAGCCUGGCUGGUCUGUUCAGAGCUCAGCCAUCGCACAAGUUUCUCUAAAGACUACCCGUACCUCUGGGCUGACCCCACUGUCAGAGUCAGUCCUGGACUGGGUAGGAGCUAAGCUGAAGUCAACUGCAAUGGGAGUGUGGGAGCAGAUGCAUGAUCACAGAUUCCAUGCCUUCUUGCCCCCCCUGGUUAACCUUUGAAAUCCUGAGCUAUUCCUUUUAAGCCAGGGCCUGGGGCAAGGAUAACUAGUGAGUCAACUAAUGAGAGCGAGAGAGUCCCUGUGAGAGAGCAAGGGAAGCAGUUAAUAGGUCUUCAGCCCUUGCUCUCCCAUUAAGCGAGGAAAGCAUUGAACCAACAGCCACUGAGAUGUCAGCCCACUCAAAGUCUUAGGACACAGCAUGUCCCCCUAGUCACGAAAGGUGAAGAAAUAGGGUGUGGAGAGAUGAGAAAGGCCUUGUUCGGAAGAUUAGAAGAGUGCACUCUUGGCAGCUUCAGUGUACUUAUGGUGAGCUUUGAUAGAGUUGUUCUGGUUAGAAUGCAAGAGGAAAAGGGCUAGGCACCGAAACACUGAAACUUCUUAAUGAUUGCUUGAGAUUUUCUAGUACUUCUAGGAUGUGUUUGUAUUGACAGGUAGACAAAGAAGCCAUCAUUUACACAGUGACGAAUGACUUCAAUUCUGAGGGCUGAUUUCUAAAAUGACUGCUGUGCUCCUUUAGAUACCAUUCAUUUAUGACAUCCUCUGGGAGAAUGGGCAUGUGAGUGUCUCCAUGACCCACUGACACCUGUUUGGAAAUAUUCCUUACUCCAAGUUUUCUUAGCCAGUCAAUUCCAGACGGGCUUGGAGGCUUUACCAUCUCAGUGUCCUGCUCCAUAAGUGUGAUCCUCUUUUUUGAUGGUCUUACAGACUAUCAACUGUCACCCACAUAUUCAUAAAUUUUGUGGGCUGGAUGAGCCUGACAUUAAUGAAACCCCAUUCCACAGCAAAGAAAUUGUCCCUCAAGAUGCUCUGGGGUCACAUUUUGGCCACUAGCUGGGACUCUCAUAUGGGACCCUGAGAAUGGCCAGGUGGGCUCUAGGAGAAGUGCCACUGUUGUCAGGACCUGCUGAUAUGCCCAAAAGAGCAGGAGAGUCACUCAGAGCAAAUGCCGGUCCUCAACCUGGGAUGGCUCAUUUUAAAGACUGAAGCAAAAUGCAUACAUGAACCCUUUUUGGCAUAUUACUGUUGCUUAACACAAUAAUCCAUAUUUAUUUACAAAAUAGCCCUCCCGGGACUUUCUUCCCCCUUUUUGCCACAGUGGAAUGGAGAAAGAGCAUUCAAUUUUUAUUCUCUAUUUUUAGAAUAUGAAAAGAUCUGACCAAGAUGUCAUUAUAAAAAAUACUAUUAGUGGACUGGAGGGAUAGCUCAGCCGUUACAGGCUAGGCUCACGACCAAAAAAAAUAUAGUAUAUAUACUAUUAGCUUAAUCUAAGCCUUGAAAUUCAAAGUCAUGCCCAAAUUAAAAUUCUGGAUUCUUGAGACACUAAGAAUAUGUCAGCAUCCUCAUCAAGUACUUAUCAAAUGCUUGGUAACAAGGCCCUAGUUACCUUAGCACUCCUACUUUGUUGAGGAGUCUAACAAAGAAGUAAGGAGGGGAUGCUGGCAAAUCAAACAGCCUGAAACAACUAGGAGCAGGGUGAGGACCACCAUUAGAUGCCAAGAAAAGGCAGAAAGCAGCAACCAGCACCUUUCAGUAGGAAUGAUAAUAGUAUUCAAACGACCUACUAAUUUUAAAUAAUCUAAUUAAGCAGAAUUGCAAAUCCAAUAAAAUGUACCAGUAAGACACUUGGGUGUUGAGAACUUUGUUUUUAAAGGUCAAAGUGAAAAAUGAGUAAGUUUUUCUGAUAGUUUGCAUGAUCCUCAUUUUUUGUAAGGUCUAACUGUUGGAUGUCUACUUAUAAACCAAGUAGGAUCAGAUUCCAUACACCUUUAGAAAGGAUUUGAGAGAUUUUGAUCACCAAAAGAUGAGUUCAUUUCUGCUAUUAAUGAGGUCACAGAUAGGUCCAAGACAAACGGUUAAUUUCAUGUAGUGUUCAGCACACAGCCAUCACAUUUGGCUGAAGUUAGGUUAGUAGAUUACCUUGUGUUCCUACCUUAAGAAGUUCUGAAGAAUAUAAGAUUUGUUUGUCUAGGAUUGGAAGUGGAAGAAGUUCCUGCUUAUAUAGAUAAGGACUACCUUCUAUCACAGCUGGUCCUACUUGAUGACAACAUGCAUCUUGGGAUUUGCUGGCCAAGAGUAUGAUUUCAGGCAUGACAAGGAGGAAGGUCAGCUCAAAAUGUGUAAUGAUAAAGAAAGUGCCCUCCUUUCCUAGCCAAACAGAGCUGGAAGAGGGAAUAAAUGCACCUUGCUAGGCAAGAGGAGAGAGAUAGCAAAGGGUGAUUGGCUGAGAAGACCAGCACCAGUCCAGGCAGAAUAAAAUGAUUGGCACACAGAUCACUUAGCUUGAGGUACAUGAGUAAUGCAGAGAUUGGUUCUCAAUGUGGGUCAAAAAAGAGGUGGCUAAUGUAAGAAGCUAUGAAUCCAGUCGUGUGCAUCACUGGAUGAACUGCAAUGCUUUGAACUGACAUAAUGCCAUUGUACUUUCUAGCUUAUAAUUCUGCAAAGUAAAGCACUUUUUUUUCAGAGAACCCUAUUGGCAGCCAUCUGAUUGAUUCCAAGCUGUUUUUGAAUUCUACAAAUGUUUCCAAAGAUAUAAUCAAAAUGUUUUCUAUUCAUUAAAAAAUAUAUUAAACAUACCCAUAGAAAAAUUUAAGUGUAAUUAAGAGAUUGUUGUUUUAAAAUGUACUCUAAUAAAUCAUAUAAAAUUUAA
Mesocricetus auratus (golden hamster) is the source of this 9086-nucleotide messenger RNA. It is a transcript of the gene Arhgap31, whose product is annotated as Rho GTPase activating protein 31. Gene Ontology annotation, molecular function: GTPase activator activity. Lineage: Eukaryota; Metazoa; Chordata; Mammalia; Rodentia; Cricetidae. The record is from RefSeq and is a predicted model, not a curated record. Gene Ontology annotation, biological process: small GTPase-mediated signal transduction.